AUGGAGGAGCGGGUGCCGCCGCGCCGAAACAGUCGAAAGUCGAACGCCCGCGCGCCACACGCGCCGCGGAAGCGUCCGCGCACCGCGCCCCGCCACGCCGCGCCACCGACGGACGCCUUAUUUAUACACCGGCCGACCUUGCCCCGCGCCAUUGUUUCGAACGGGGAGGAGAACGCCGAGCCACCAUCCACCCGCGAUGCGCACGUCGCUAACACGCCCGGCCUAGUCCUAGCUAACAGUAGCGAGGUCCCGUUGCUCGUCGGCGACGCGGACGCGGCGAUGCCG
Molecule: messenger RNA, 285 nt
Organism: Iphiclides podalirius (scarce swallowtail)
Lineage: Eukaryota; Metazoa; Arthropoda; Insecta; Lepidoptera; Papilionidae
Source: the annotation of a GenBank genome assembly